This is a messenger RNA of Arachis stenosperma, 666 nucleotides long. RefSeq names its product glutathione S-transferase T2-like. Lineage: Eukaryota; Viridiplantae; Streptophyta; Magnoliopsida; Fabales; Fabaceae. The coding region runs from base 1 to 666 and encodes 221 amino acids. The transcript has 2 exons. The record is from RefSeq and is a predicted model, not a curated record.
AUGUUGAUCAGUUCAUGGUUGAAUGUUUCAACUGACCCUAUAGUUGUUUCAUGUAAAAAACGAUGGUAUAAGAUCAACAAGGCAGUUGCACAAUUUGCUGGUUGCUACAAUCAUGCUAGUCGAAACAUAAGGAGUGGUUCAAAUGAUAAUGAUAUAAAGGAGUUGGCUUAUAAACUUUAUUCCACAAAUUAUGGUCAAAAAUUUACUUUUGAGAGGCAUUGGAAUAUGCUUCACUUGGAGCAAAAAUGGAGAAACCAACUGCUUACACAGAGCGGAGGCUCAAAGAGAACCAAUGUUAGUGCAACUGGAGCAUACUCAUCAUCAUCAAAUCUAGAAAUACCGUUGGCUGACGAAACUGGUAUAGACUCGCCCGUUCACCCACAAAGAUCAAAGAAGAGCAAGAGAAAGGGUAAAGAAAAAGUACAAAUGUCUGAAGAUCUUAGCGAAAAGAAAUCAUCGGUUGUUAAGAAUCUUAGCGAAAAGAAAUCAUCGGUUGUUAAGAAACUAUCUCUCAUGGGAGAUAUUAAGAAUGUUAGAGAAAAAAAACUAAGGAUAGGAAAAAAGAAAGAGAAAGAGGAGAGGGAACAUAUAGAAAAGAUGAUGGCAAUCAAAGAAAAGGAGUUACAGAUUCAAGCGGCAAUGAAAGAGUAUGAAUUACAAACUUAG